AUCAAGCACCUAGGCAUGCAGACUGCUUCUACACACAUUUGUGAUAGAAUGGGUCGCUCUCAGGAGCUCGGUGAAUUCAACCGUGAUACCAUGAUAGGUUGCCACCUGUGCAAAUCCAUAUGUGAAAUUUCCUUGCUACUAAAUAUUCCACAAUCAACUGUUAGUAGUAUUAUAAAAAGUGGAAGCAACUGGGAACAACAGCAACUCAGCCAUGAAGUGGUAGGCCAUGUAAAUUGAAGCACACAGUGCGCAGAAGUCCCUAACUGUCUGCAGAGUCAACAGCUAAAGACCUCCAUACUGCGUGUGGCCUUCAGAUUAACACAACAACAGUGCAUAGGGAACUUCAUGGAAUGGGUUUCCAUAGCUGAGCAGCUGCAUCUAAGUCUUACAUCACCAAGUGCAAUUCACGGAUGCAGUGGUGUAAAGCAUGCCACCACUGGACUCUAGAGCAUGACAUGUUCUCUGGAGAGUACUUGCCUGACUGCAUUGUGCCAAGUGUAAACUUU
This is a messenger RNA of Staurois parvus, 506 nucleotides long. The record is from the annotation of a GenBank genome assembly. NCBI's taxonomy places the organism in Eukaryota, Metazoa, Chordata, Amphibia, Anura, Ranidae.